CGUGUCUUCAACGUGUUUUGUCACGCUAUUUUACGCUCUUGUGGCGUUGACGUCGUCCAAUAAUCAACAGUGAGACUGCGGUACCAGCAACCAAAUCGGCUUAAAAGUAUUCAUUUACAAAUAACAUUAAAUAAUAAAAGUAAUAAAAAACACAAUAAUAAAUAAAAAUGCAAUCGCACGACAUUUGCCUGUUGCUAGUCACCUGCCUCGCUGCCAGCAUUACAGAAAGCCAAGCGAUACGAGUCGAUUGGGGCACCAACAAGGGACCCAUUGUGCCGCCCACACCUCGCACUACGCCUGCUGUCCGCCCGCCAUAUCGUGAGCCAGCACCCGUCUGGGAGGACCAAAGCGAUGACAUACCCAAUCCACAUCCAUAUGUCUAUGUCUUGCCACCACCUUCGCGUCCGCGAACCUGGCCCAUACCCAUUGGCCCCUACGAUGACAGAGACAGUCAACAGCCGAAGCGGAACUACGGCACGAUCCUGGCGCCACAACAAGCUCAGUCCCAGGGUUACAAUACCGGCGCACUUUCUGCUCAGUACGUGCCCGGUGUGGGUCUGAAAUACACAGCCGUGGUGGGAAAGGCGACAAGUGCCACGCCCACCGGAUACUAUGCGGGCAUCACGGACAAGCUGCAGGGCAAAUACAAUGCCAAGACGAAGAAGUACAAGGCAUACGAGAAGGUCAAAUACACACCGCUGAACUAUUAUCGCCUCUUCGAUCCAGACUCGCAGUACGUGCCCGAACACGAUGCUGCACAGCUGCUGGCUGGCAGCCAACAGCUGUUGCCUUUAAAGUCCAAGCCAGUAGAGUGGCAGACGCUGCCUUCCAGCUCCACUUCAAGCACGGCAGCACCCAUCGUCAGCAAAAAAAGCACGACGAUAUCUACAACAAAGGCCACAACAACGUCUACAACGAGGCUGCCCACAACAAGCAGCAAGCGUCUAAUUGGCAAUUUCAAGCUGGCACAUGAGAAGACCAGCUACGUGAAGCCAUCCCCGCUGAAGAAGAAGCAGCAGCAGCAGGCUCAGGCGAAGGCGCAUGCGGAACUGAAGGCGCACAACACGCUGCAAGGCACAAAGACAAGCUGAACGCCCAGUAGGCAUCGCAGCGAAGCAGCCACUACUUCUACUAUUACCACAUACAAACAAAAAGCAAAAACACUUAAACAAAUACGUGUACAGCAACUUUGGCAUGCCACUUU
This is a messenger RNA of Scaptodrosophila lebanonensis, 1204 nucleotides long. RefSeq lists its product as uncharacterized. The coding region runs from base 168 to 1091 and encodes 307 amino acids. Lineage: Eukaryota; Metazoa; Arthropoda; Insecta; Diptera; Drosophilidae. The transcript has 5 exons. The record is from RefSeq and is a predicted model, not a curated record.